UCGGCUUUCCCCCUCCCCGCCUCUCAGCCGCGACGCUCUGGGGCUCCACCGCCGACAUGGGCGCCGCCGCGUGGGCACCGCCACACCUGCUGCUGCGGGCGUCUCUCCUACUUCUGCUGCUGUUGCCGCUGCCGCUCCGGGGGCGGUCGGCGGACUCCUGGGACCUGGCCGGUUAUCUGCUCUACUGUCCCUGCAUGGGGCGCUUUGGGAACCAGGCCGAUCACUUCUUGGGCUCCCUGGCAUUUGCAAAGCUACUGAACCGCACCUUGGCUGUACCUCCAUGGAUUGAGUACCAGCAUCACAAGCCUCCUUUCACCAACCUCCAUGUGUCCUACCAGAAGUACUUCAAGCUGGAGCCCCUCCAAGCCUACCAUCGUGUUAUUAGCCUGGAGGACUUCAUGGAAAAGCUGGCCCCCACCCACUGGCCCCCUGAGAAGCGGGUGGCAUACUGCUUUGAGGUGGCAGCCCAGCGGAGUCCUGAUAAGAAGACAUGUCCCAUGAAGGAAGGAAAUCCCUUUGGACCAUUCUGGGACCAGUUUCAUGUGAGUUUCAAUAAGUCGGAGCUGUUCACAGGCAUUUCCUUCAGUGCCUCCUACAAAGAACAAUGGAUCCAGAGAUUUUCUCCAAAGGAACAUCCAGUGCUUGCACUGCCAGGGGCCCCAGCCCAGUUCCCUGUCCUGGAGGAACACAGGGCACUCCAGAAGUACAUGGUGUGGUCUGAUGAGAUGGUGAAGACAGGCGAGGCCCAGAUCAGCACUCACCUCAUCAGGCCCUAUGUGGGCAUUCAUCUGCGCAUUGGCUCUGACUGGAAGAAUGCCUGCGCCAUGCUGAAGGACGGGACUGCAGGGUCACACUUCAUGGCUUCCCCUCAGUGUGUGGGCUACAGCCGCAGCACAGCGGCCCCCCUCACCAUGACCAUGUGCCUUCCCGACCUCAAGGAAAUCCAGCGUGCUGUGAAGCUUUGGGUGAGGGCACUGAAUGCCAGGUCAGUCUACAUCGCCACAGACUCUGAGAGCUAUGUGCCAGAGAUCCAGCAGCUCUUCACAGAGAAGGUGAAGGUGGUGAGCCUGAAACCUGAGGUGGCCCAGAUCGACCUGUACAUCCUUGGCCAGGCUGACCACUUCAUUGGCAACUGUGUCUCCUCUUUUACUGCUUUCGUGAAGCGGGAGCGGGACCUCCACGGGAGGCAGUCAUCCUUCUUUGGCAUGGACAAACCCUCUCAGCUGCGGGAUGAAUUUUGAUCCCACCUGGAGUCCCCAGCCAGACUUGGCAGCUAAGGAUGUCCUGGGACUGUAAGCGCCUCUUCUCUCCUGGGAGAGAUGGAGAACAGUACCAGGGACUUCCUAGAAGAGGAAGGCAUUCCAUCCCAGACACGGACUUCCAUUCUCUCCCGCCGGAGCUGCUCUCAGCUACCUGUGCUUCCAGGGAACACGCACAUACAGAGCAGCCCACCUCUGGCCUGGGCUUGCCCUGCUCAGAGCAGCCUGCAGUGCUGAACUCUCUCAAACAGUUACUUCAUAAAGAGGAAGAUAUUUUUUUAUAGGGUUUCUCGACUCGGGUGUCAAGGAGGGAGGGAGGAAGGAUUGAGGUUAAGAUGAUCUCUUAUAGCCCAGGCUGGCCUUGAACUCCUGGUCCUCCUGCCUCUACCUCCUAAGUGCUGAGAUUACAGGUGUGUAGCAAGACACUCAACUGAUCUCUAUAGUUUUGAUGCAAAGCCAUGACUACCUGAAAACUCAUCCUUGUUUUUAAAGUCCAUGGACUCCCUGAGCAGAGAUACCUAAAGUGACCUUAUAAAUACAAAGGCAAGGAGCAGGUGGCCUAUUGGCCGCUUUUCCAGGGAUUCCCUAAAGGACCCUUAGACUCAUCCCCACUGCAGGCCCAGCCACCAUCAUCCCUGGGCUGCUCUGUGGUGAACACUGCAGGUUGAAGUUAGCAGUUAUGCAGUGUUCUGCAACAGGUGAUGGUGUUAGGGCCUCAGCACCAUCCCUGGGCAACCAGGGUGCUGGAGGCUGCUGUCUGGUAGAUCCUUCUCCCAGCCUCUGCCUGUGGUCUCAGCCCUCACGUAGCUGCUCCCCAAGGACUGCACUCCAAGCCUCCAUUAGUGCAUAGAAGCCUUGUGAAGCCCCAGCUUGGGAACAGCCUUUGCCCUUGCAGCCAGUACACUGCUGGGGUAGUGAGGUCUUUCUGAGAGUACAGUUCUCAUUCCUGAGAGCCUGCGAGUUUUCAUCCGGUGGAUCUAAAUCCACCUUGCAUGGGGACAUUGAGAGGUGGGGGCCUCGGUGUGUGACCUUGCAGACCAUCCUGAUUGGUACAGAGUUCCUGAAGUGUGGCAGGCACUGUACGAUGUCUGUUUGUGCCCUGUAAGUGUUGUCUUGACAGGUUAUAAGCGUCAAGUCAGCUAGUACACAUUGUAAAUGUGAAUGAAAGAGACCAAGUUCCCUGUGUAACGGUUGUGGGGUUUAGCUGAUGCUUAUUGCCAGCUUUCCAGGCCAGGCACUGUGCUAGUGCCUUAUGCGCAUCCUCUUGUUUACUUUGGCCCUGCUAUUUUCCUUCUCUUUUUUGGAGGGGGGGAGAUGAAUGAUUCUCCCAGGGUGCACAGCUGUGGGUGGUGAACUAGAUCGGGUCUUCUAGAAUUCAAUUCUGUUUGCUGCUAGACUCUGCUCCGCAGGACACCUGGGGAAACGGUGGGCCACCCUGGCUGCUGCUGUAUACCUGCUGUUGACUUCCACUGCCAGCUCGAGGACCAAGCCUACCAGUAGCUUCCAGCCCUCUGGAUAGCUCUGUGAUUUCAUUCAGGAAGUGUUUACUGAUCACCUUCUAUGUGCAAGGAAAGAGGGAUGCAGCAGAGAAAGCCUCAAAGGAUCAGGAAUGCAUCCAGAAAGGAAGGCAAAGCUUGUGUACUUUGGAUGGGGAGUCCUGCAAGAAAAGCCACGGCUGUGCGUACAGGGAAGCCAUUUUAAGUUAAAAGAGAACUUCCGCACAUGCAAGGCCCCAGGCUGGCCGGUGGGGGUGCAACGAGGGAUCAGCGAGACAGUGAGGGGGCAGGAGUAGACAAACACUUUGAGACCACAGGGCCUGCUCACAGGUUUUAGACAGAAGAGGGAGACCUGGCCUGUGCUUCUGAGAAAACGGAUGAGAGGAGGGUAAAAGCCGAGGCUGGUGCUGGCUGGGUGAGCAGCCUGCCCAUUGUGCUGGAGGUGGGCUGAGAAGCCACAGUCUCAGCAUAGCAAGUUAUUUUUGUAAUUCAGGUUUUUUAAAGAUACCAAUCUACAUAACCAUGUUUAAUGUCUUGGGUUUUUACUUAACCACACAUUGUGUUUUCACUGCUCACACAUAGAUGAAUAAAUGCUUUUAAU
This is a messenger RNA of Microtus ochrogaster (prairie vole), 3356 nucleotides long. RefSeq names its product protein O-fucosyltransferase 1 (gene Pofut1). Gene Ontology annotation, biological process: regulation of Notch signaling pathway; protein O-linked glycosylation via fucose; Notch signaling pathway. Gene Ontology annotation, molecular function: peptide-O-fucosyltransferase activity. NCBI's taxonomy places the organism in Eukaryota, Metazoa, Chordata, Mammalia, Rodentia, Cricetidae. The record is from RefSeq and is a predicted model, not a curated record. Gene Ontology annotation, cellular component: endoplasmic reticulum.